GUGUCCUUUUGAGGAAGUACCCUAGAGACGCACAAAGCCAGCCCGUGCUAGGACACCUCAGGAGGGGACUGCAGCUUCCAAGGAGCUUGUAAAACUGACCAUGUCAGAGACCCCCAGGACCACCUUUGGAGGCAGGAGAGCUGUCCCCCCCAACAACUCCAAUGCCGAAGAGAACGACCCCCCCACUAUGGAGCUGCAGGGCCUGGUGCCCCGAGGCGUCAACCUGCAAGACUACCUUAAUGUCAAGAGUGUUCACCUGUUCAAGGAGAGAUGGGACAGCAACAAAGUGGAUCAUCACACUGACAAGUAUGAUAACAACAAGCUAAUUGUACGUAGAGGACAGCCUUUCUACAUCCAGAUUGACUUCAAUCGUCCGUACGACCCCCGAAGAGAUCUCUUCAGGGUGGAAUACGUCAUUGGGCGCUACCCUCAAAAAAACAAAGGAACCUACAUUCCCGUUCCUGUCGUUUCGGAGCUGCGAAGUGGCAAGUGGGGGGCCAAAGUCAUCACGAGAGAGGACAGGUCUGUCCGGCUGUCCAUCCAGUCCUCUCCGGAGUGCAUUGUGGGGAAAUUCCGCAUGUACGUUGCCAUCUGGACUCCCUACGGAAUAAUCCGCACCAGCCGGAACACAGAAACGGACACGUACAUUCUCUUCAAUCCUUGGUGUGAAGGGGAUGCUGUGUACCUAGAAGACGAGAAAGAAAGGGAAGAGUAUGUCCUGAAUGACAUCGGGGUUAUUUUUUAUGGAGACGUCAAUAACAUCAAGGCUAGAAGCUGGAGCUAUGGCCAGUUCGAGGAUGGCAUCCUGGAUGCUUGCCUGUAUAUGAUGGACAGAGCAGAGAUGGACCUUUCAGGCCGAGGGAAUCCCAUCAAAGUCAGCCGUGUUGGGUCUGCAAUGGUUAAUUCCAAAGAUGAUGAAGGAGUCAUUGUUGGAUCCUGGGAUAAUAUCUAUGCCUAUGGUGUCCCCCCAUCAGCCUGGACUGGAAGCAUUGAUAUUCUGUUGGAGUAUCAGAGUUCAAAGAAUCCAGUUCGUUAUGGUCAGUGCUGGGUUUUUGCUGGUGUCUUUAACACAUUUUUGCGAUGCCUUGGGAUACCAGCAAGAGUUGUUACCAAUUAUUUCUCAGCCCAUGAUAAUGAUGCCAAUUUGCAAAUGGAUAUCUUCCUGGAAGAAGAUGGGAAUGUAAACUCCAAACUCACAAAGGAUUCAGUGUGGAACUACCACUGCUGGAAUGAAGCCUGGAUGACGAGGCCUGAUCUUCCUGUUGGAUUUGGAGGCUGGCAAGCCGUGGACAGCACCCCACAGGAAAACAGUGAUGGGAUGUAUCGGUGUGGUCCGGCCUCUGUUCAAGCCAUUAAGCAUGGUCAUGUUUGCUUCCAGUUUGAUGCACCCUUCGUUUUUGCAGAGGUCAACAGUGAUCUUGUUUACAUUACAGCAAAGAAAGAUGGCACUCAUGUGGUAGAAGCUGUUGAUACCACCCACGUUGGGAAAUUAAUUGUGACAAAACAAGUUGAAGGAGAUGGCAUGAAAGAUAUUACUGAUACCUACAAAUUCCAAGAAGGUCAAAAAGAAGAGAGGCUGGCCCUCGAAACUGCCCUGAUGUACGGGGUUAAAAAACCCCUCAACACAGAAGACAUCGUGAAGUCAAAGUCUGACGUAGAUAUGGACUUUGAAGUGGAAAAUGCCGUGCUAGGAAAAGACUUCAAGCUCACCAUCACCUUCCAGAACAAGAGCCCCAACACUUACACCAUCUCAGCCUAUCUCUCUGGCAACAUCGUCUUUUACACUGGGGUCUCCAAAGAGGAAUUCAAGAAGGAAACAUUCGAAGUGACCCUGCAGCCUUUGUCCUUCAAGAAAGAGGAGGUGCUGGUCAGAGCCGGAGAGUACAUGGGCCAGCUGCUGGAGCAAGCAUCCCUGCACUUCUUUGUCACCGCUCGUGUCAAUGAUACUGGGGAUAUUCUAGCGAAGCAGAAGUCCACUGUGCUGACGAUCCCCAAGAUCAUCAUCAAGGUCCGUGGAGCUAAAAUGGUUGGUUAUGACAUGGUUGUGACCGUUGAGUUCACCAAUCCUUUAAAUGAAACUCUGCAAAAUGUUUGGAUACGCCUGGAUGGUCCUGGAGUGAUAAAACCAAUGAGGAAGAUGUUCCGUGAAAUUCGGCCCAACUCCACUGUGCAAUGGGAAGAAGUGUGUCGGCCUUGGGUCUCCGGCCCCCGGAAGCUGAUAGCCAGCAUGACCAGUGACUCCCUGAGACAUGUGUAUGGCGAGCUGGAUUUGCAGAUUCAAAGACAACCUUCUGCCUAACUGCACUGGAGGCUGAGAUGCAACCAGGCACUUGGCCUCUUGUAGUCUUGCCUAAAGAAAUUCUAAUACAAAAAUAGUUAGCUCUUGCUUUAUCUUAGGUGUGAAGACCUAGAGAGGACUGGAUAGGGCACCAAAGGGGGAAUGCAAAGACACACUUUCCAAACCCAGGCUAUUCAGAGAGGAAGUUAGUUUGUAAUGGCUUCACCUUCCAAAGGAUUCUGAGCAUUAGCUUUAAUUAAGCCCUAAUUAAGCUCUCAUAGAUCAUAAGAGUAAAAGUCAUCAUUUAUCAUCGCAAACGGCUGCAGCUUCAAAUAUCAGAGGAUUCCCUUAGAAAGUGGAUUCGCUUAAUACCUGGCCUCAUGUAAGACUUCUGGUCCCGCAUUCAGCCUUUAAGUGUAACAUACUCCCCCCAAAUGAGGGAAGCACAUGAGUUGAGCCCUAGCAUUCUAUUCUCCUUUCAUAGAAACAGGCUCUGCCCUCUAUGUCAGAGUAUUUUUCCCAUGGAUUGAGUACAACAUCAUUUGUCUUCUUGGCAAAGCCAGGGAGAGGUCUUUCAUCUUGCACCUGCAGCAAAGCAACUGCCUGCCAAAUUUCACAGAUUUACCUUGUGAAAAGAUGUGGCCCCAUAUUAACAAAUUGCAUUUUUGAGAAACUUAAUCAUCUAGGAGGAGCUAAGAAAGCAGGUGCAAUAUUUAUAUCUAUUAAAUAAUGUAGUUUUAUGGUGCCCUUUAUAGGAGGUGUCACACCAUGGCCUGAUGAGCAGGGACCAAUAGCCCUUACUUUAACCCUUUCUGGGCUGUGGUACAGGCAUAUUUCAGGGGCGUUGCAGGUUCCACUCCGGACUGCCUCACUAAGUGAUUAUCCCAAUAAAACAAAUUGUAAUCUUUGUGGUGGUGGAGGGUCUUGCCUUCAAUUUGUAAAAAAAUGUAAGUAUGCCUGUACUAUAAAGUGAUGAGGCUGGCUUGGGACGGGAGGACUGAGGAAUUAGUCUCUUUAAUUAGUGAUUAUACUUCACCUGUCUCUACAGGAUCAUCUUUGCGUACUGAUUCAGACCCAGGUACAUUUUUAGAGAUAGAAUAAGAAUAAGCCCAACAAUUUGGAUAAGCUGGCAGAGUAAGUGACCAAGCAUGUGGGAGGAUGGGCAGCCACUAAGUCUCUCGUGUCCUUCACAUUACCCAUGUGGAGACCUCAGCCCAUCACUCAGGUGCUGAGAGGUAAAAUCCACCUUGCAAAUAGCCAGCAGUACUGCAGACCCUAUCAUUUGUAUUGUGCUCCAAGGUUUCAACAGACAAGCCUGCUGGGUAUUUAUUUGCAAGACUGAUUCAUGGUCAGAAUUAUCCACUGGUAUGCCUAGGGUGUGAGUUAGAUCAAUAGAUUGUGAUUCUUAACAAAUAAAAAAACAGCAGGAACAAACCUGAGGGAGAAACAAGAGUGGAAUUCUCUGGUCUAUAUAACCACAUUUCAAGCCUUCGAGACUAUUCCUGAGCCUUCAGCGCCAGGAAUCCAUGAGGGUAGCUGGUCCCCAUAGGAACACCAUACUAACUCUAUUAAGUAAUCACCCAGCAUUUGCCAAGCCUUCCAAUAUCCAAUUUUAAAAUUAAAUGCAUUUUGCUAGACUGUUAAACUGGCUUAACAUAGUAUGUUCUUAUUAUCUA
Pteronotus mesoamericanus is the source of this 3954-nucleotide messenger RNA. RefSeq names its product coagulation factor XIII A chain (gene F13A1). Gene Ontology annotation, biological process: peptide cross-linking; blood coagulation, fibrin clot formation. The coding region runs from base 101 to 2299 and encodes 732 amino acids. The transcript has 15 exons. The record is from RefSeq and is a predicted model, not a curated record. NCBI's taxonomy places the organism in Eukaryota, Metazoa, Chordata, Mammalia, Chiroptera, Mormoopidae. Gene Ontology annotation, molecular function: protein-glutamine gamma-glutamyltransferase activity.